AACAAACAACUGUUUGCUUUAACCCGAUAAUAGCUCUCUACUUCCUAGUUGAAGUAUUCACCUUAACGCAUAGUACAAGCAAAGCAGGACUUAUUUCUAUGUAAGUCUAGUAAAUGCUUACACUAUUUUUAAAGACAAUUUGUGACACGUCUAUAAUGGAUAUCAGAACCGUGAUCCUGUUAGCUGCUGUUGUCAUGAGUUUAGGACAUUUAUCGGCAAGUCAAAAUAUCAAUUGCGCUCGGGGGACUUGGGGUGCAGAUUGCAACAAUGCAUGUUCCGAAAGAUGCUCGUACAUCGGAUGUGACAAAGUUACUGGAUCUUGCUUAGAAUGCGACUCAGGAUAUCAUGGGAAACAUUGUGACAUUCCGUGUCCGGUACAGUGUGCAACAUGUGAUCGUCUAAAUACGAAAUGCACAUCCUGUGACAAAGGUUGGUACGGUAAUACUUGCAAUAUACCGUGUCACAGUAAUUGUUUCUCUUGUUCAAAAGCUACAGGGGUAUGUUCGAGCUGUGAAGAUGGCUGGUAUGGGACCAAUUGUAGCGUACAGUGCUCCGUAGGAUGCAACAGAUAUUAUUGUUCGAGGUUAAGCGGAUACUGUUCAAGUUGUAAAGUAGGCUGGUUUGGGUCAAACUGUGAAAAACAAUGUCCAUCAAACUGUCAUAACGGCUGUCAUAAAACUUCAGGUGUCUGCAAUUACUGCAAUUCUGGGUUUUGGGGCUCUACAUGUUCAAGUGUUUGCCCGAAAAACUGUGAAAGUUGUGAUAAAUCUGACGGAACAUGUUUGUUUUGUCCUAAUGGGUUUUGGGGAAGUAACUGUUUGCAAACGUGCAGUUCUAACGAUUGUAAAAUGUGUGAUAAAGAUACAGGUAGUUGUGAAGUUUGCAGCUCUGGUUUUUGGGGUCCUAAUUGUAACUACAGAUGCAACAACUGCUCAACUGGAAAGUGCGACAUUUCCACCGGCGUUUGCGAGACCUGCCCAGAUGGGUUUGCAGGAGAACAUUGCAAUAUAAAGUGUGAUAUUUCAAACUGUUACAACUGGUAUUGUGACAAAAAACAUGGAUUUGCGUGCUCAAGUUGCAAUAGCGGAUUUUGGGGAACAUUUUGUGAGAAACAAUGCAGUAUGAAUAACACCUGUAGGUACUGCGACAAAAAGACGGGAAAUUGUCAGUCUUGUAAUGCAGGAUUUUGGGGAACAUUGUGCGAGAACAAAUGCAUGGAAAGUAUCGGAUGUAGAUAUUGUGAGAGGAACACCGGAAUAUGUAGUUCAUGUGAAAGUGGAUAUUGGGGAAAUGGUUGUGAGAAAGAAUGUAAUAACAAUUGCCAAAGUACUUGCAAUAGAGUUACAGGAAAAUGUUCGUCUUGCAAAACUCUAUUUUGGGGAUCAUUUUGUGAUAAGAAAUGUACGGAAAAUAGCAGAUGUACUUAUUGCGACGGGAAUACGGGAAUAUGUACUUCAUGCGUUAGUGGAUAUUGGGGAACAGAUUGUGAGAAGAAUUGUAAUAAAAACUGCCGCAAUAGCUGCAAUAAAAAUACAGGAAAAUGUUCGUCAUGCAAGGCUGGAUUUUGGGGAAAAUUUUGUGAGAAUAAAUGCUUGGUAGGAGAAAGGUGUCUUUAUUGCGGAAAGUCCAAUGGAAAAUGUGAAACAUGCGUAAUGGGUUUCUGGGGUAGUUCGUGUGAAACAAAUUGCACCUCAAGUUGCGCAAGAACUUGCGAUAAAGAGACUGGAACAUGUUUAUCAUGUAAACCUGGAUUUAUGGGUUUGAAUUGUGAUACUGCAUGUGGAAAUGAAAACUGUGAAAUUUGCAAACGCUACGGUGACAGUCAUUUAUGUACUAAAUGCCGAGCCGGUUUCUGGGGUCAAAAAUGCAACAUUCGUUGCAAAUCUGAACGAUGCAUUGAAUGUCACAUUGAUGAAGGACACUGUACCCUGUGUGAUGACGGUUUCUGGGGGACAUCCUGCCAUUUCAGAUGCAGCGAAGUGUGUCAAUGCUGCAGUAGCGCUUCUGGUACUUGUUCCCAAGAACAUUUCUGCUUGGGAACAAACAAAUUUUACAACACAGCAGAGGUUCCUGCGCAGACAAACAGCACCUUAGUUACAGUUGGUAUUGCAUUAAUUGGUUGCUCCGUAGUAGUGCUUUUCGUGGCCAUUGGUGUAUCUUGCAUGAUAAGACGUCGAAGCAAACAAAAGGCUGCUGCAGCAACAUCAGAAGGUAAUGGUGUUGGACAACAGAGUGUCUCAUAUACAGUGGAUCGUAAGAAAAAGGCCAAAAUUGAGAUUCCACCGUUUCAUGCUGGAAAAGACAAUCACACAUACGAGAUUCCGGAAACAAACAAUGGGUCUGAAGAAGAUUAUGAAAAUAUCUAUUAGACAGACAUGGUCCAUGAAAACCUAUAGGUUUCUGAUUAGAAACUUUUAGCUUCGAUCCGUUCGUGGAGCAUUUUUUGUGUGAAAAUAAAUAGCAUAAAACUUCUUUAAGAUAGAUUUACAAUCCAAAUACGUCGAUGUAACUAUUAAUGGAUCGCGAAAAUUUUAUUUUAACGGUACUUGGUAAAAUCUAAAAACAGGUAAAGCAGGUGUAUUAUCCAAUAAGUGGUGUUUAUUUGUAUAUAGUAGUAUUCUUUAUUCUAAAUACGAUGUUAAUUUCCAUAAUAGAUUUGUAAUCUGGUGGAUUAUAAGCCGGACCUCUAUUCCUUUUAUGUUUGUAUGGUGUAGGUUCUAGCCCUUCUUUUAUAAAUUAUUUUUGCUUAUUCAUAAUGUUUUUCCGAGCGCUACAUUGGAUUGAUUUUCUUUGCAAGAGUUUUUUUUCAUUCAUUUUGCAAUGUUGAUAGAUUCAAUAUCUAUUCUGAUAUGAGAUCCUGUGAAAAAAUUCAAUUAGUACUCAGUAUCAUAUAGUGCACGAAAAAAAAUCUUGAUACAAAUAGGUUUACCUGUAUACCUUCUCAAGAAAAACGUAGCUUAGUCCAGCGCCGUAAGCUUACAACUCAUACGUGUAAACCACCAGACAACGCCGCUACUUGCAUAGGUUUUGCGAAAUGUGAUAUUUGUCAUAGAACAUGUACACCUGAUUCCCUAUUUCAUUGUUAUGCGUUGAUCAGAUAUUAGUAAAUAAUGGCCACAGUUAUCGCGUUUUGUUAAUAUAUACUGCGAUUAUAUCUAAUACCCCAGUCACACUGACGGCGCUGAUAGCUACAUCUAACCACGGAUAGAUACGUAGUAAUCCGUAUUGAUCCGUAACUGAGCCGUACCUUAAAGUAGUAAUCUGUAUCGAUCCGUAUCAAUCCGUACGGUUCAGGUACGGAUCGAUACGGAUUACUAGUUUUCUAUCCGUGGUUAUAGACGUACCUAUCCGCGCCAUAUAUGUGACUGAGAUAUAAACGACAGUCAUAAUAAGACGCUCUUGAUUGACCGCAACAUUUUACCCGGUUUUCAAAAGAAACUGGUUAUUAUAUUGCCGAAUGUCCGGGAGGGAGGGCGGUUGGACGUUGUCAACUUUUGCUUUCCGCUAAAUAACUUUAGUAAGGAGUGACUGAUUUAAAUGGGUCUUAGAAGAGUAGAUACCAAGGUUGGGAUUGCAUAUGAGGUCACUAAGUAUAAGGUUAAGGUCACUUUUUCAAAAACUAGAAAAUAUGGUUUCUGGUCAAUAACUUUAGUUUCCGUUUAUGUAUCAGAACCAAACUUUACCUAUAGGUAGGUGUUAAAAAGCCCAAUUUUCGGAUGGUAUAUGGUAUCAAUGAGAUCAAGUUUAAGGUCAGGAUAACUUACCAAAUCUUUACACUUAGAGUAUUCCACUGUGGCGCAGUGGUCUAGAGCGUUAGCUAUUUUUUUUUGUUCAAUGGAACGGAAGGGCGUCUGUUCAAAUAAGACUAAGAUCUGAAAACAAUUCAGUUUUUACUUUCUUUGUCAUGCAAAAAGGUAUUUUUAAUGCCAUUUGGUCAAUUUAAAGUCAAGGUCACAGUAAGUUUGUUUUUUUAUUCAAUCAAAAGGAUAGUUUCCACUUUAUAACUUUAGUUUGAACUUACAUAUUGCCAACAAAAUAUGUGUACAGUAAACUUAUCUGAAAAAUUAGCUUUGAAUGAUAUUUGGCGCGUCACAGUUACUAAAAUUGAAUAAUGGUUUCCAUUCAAUAUUUUCAGUUUGGGUACACUUAUUGUCAGUAUACUUGUCGUGUAGAUAGCUUUUAUUAAUCACAAAAGUUUAGGAAUGUGUUUGAGAUCGAUCGGAUCAGGGUCAAUGUCAUUGUAGCUCAAAAUACAAAAAUGGGGUCAAAUUUGAAAUAAGAAUGGAAUGGAAGAGUGUCGGUUGAAAUCUCACUAUGGUUAAAUUUCUUUUUGUGGCGGAAAGGUCAUCUUAAUGCCAUUGGGUAACUAAAUUUAGAAAAAUAAGGUCAUAGUUAUAAUAAAAGAUAUAUUUUAAUAGAAAAUGACUGUUGGCAUGAUGCAAUUGAAAACUUGUUUCUUUGUAGAAUUUCGGCGUUUCUUGUUUAAAUUUUCGUUUGGUAUGGAAAACAUUUAAUAACAUUGUAUCUAACUUACCUUAACAAAAAAAAAAACAGAAAGAAAGAAAAACGAAAUUAGCAGACAUAUAACUUCCGGUUAGACGUUUUGUUUUCGCAUUCAUGAAAACGUCGACCCUGUAUGAUAAUUGUAAAUAUACUAUAUGUAUAUGGUAAAUAAACAUAUUUCCUUCCUGUCUUAUGUAUGAUCGAUCAAUUUUCACAUAUUUUCAUCUUCCUUGAUUGAAUUUUCAUCAAUAUGUAUAUAAACUUUAUUUUGUGAAAAACAAAAUAAAGUUUCAAUAUUUUCAUUGACAUUUUGUUUGACAAUAAUGCUAAGCGAGAUAAAUACAGCGGUUUGUACUUCCCUUCCGUAAUAAGCAUUUCCUUGCUUUCUCUUUAACGACAUGAAAGUAACAUUUAUAUCUUAAUGCAAUGGGUAGAAAAGGAACUUUUAACAACAAAACACUGGAAUAUAGAUCUAGCAAAAGAAAGCUGAAAUGUUUUCACCAUUUUUAAGGGGAGACCCCAAAAAGCCAAAUCCACUGGGAAAUUGAGACCCCUUCCCUCACCCAACCCACAUUCGCAGCAUCUCUGUUUGGUUUGCAGCUAUACUGCUCAUAUCUGGUGUACAGUGCAAAAUCAUCCUUGUACGCCCCUUACAGGAAUAUUCUUAUCAACAUAGUUUUGGUUAUGUCAGUUGAUCUAAAAAAUAUGAGAAAUAAAUAAAUAUGUAAAAUAACUGGUGAAAUUGAUUUAUCUUAUCAUACCGGUAUUUCUUCUUAAAAGCUAGGAAAAGAAACAAAUAGAAGCCAAAGCCAUUUCCUAAAUUAAAGUAAAUUGAACACAAGAAAAAAUGGCAUGAUCUUGAUAAGAUAUAAAAUGUUUACAUUUAAAAAAGGAAGUCAAAGUUUUGAACUUUCUUUUUACUAUAGAAAAUGUAUAUUAUACACUCAUAUCAAUAAUAUCUUAACACAAAAAUCACUGAUUUGCUCCUGUUUACUGCUUUUAUUAGAUUAUUUUCUAACUUUUGAGUUUUAGUUUAUAGUGUGAAUUUGUUUAUUUAGGUGUUAAUAGGUAAUAUUGCGUUGUCAUCUUCUGAUACUAGGCUUCAAAUUUCAGUGCUACUUUACUUUGCAUGUGGUUAAUUUAAUUUAAACACUGAGAUUAACAUCAUGUAAAAUUUAAUUCCUUUGUCCCUAUCAUAAUGUUCGAGAAAAAAUGAGCCUACAAAAAAAUGACAAUAAUGUGAAGACAUUAUCUUAUAAAUAAACGCAAAUAAAGUUUUCCAAAAUCUUA
This is a messenger RNA of Mercenaria mercenaria, 5793 nucleotides long. Its product is annotated as multiple epidermal growth factor-like domains protein 6. Lineage: Eukaryota; Metazoa; Mollusca; Bivalvia; Venerida; Veneridae. The record is from RefSeq and is a predicted model, not a curated record. Bases 114 to 2369 code for a protein of 751 amino acids. Gene Ontology annotation, molecular function: scavenger receptor activity. The transcript is spliced from 5 exons.